AUGGACGAAGCGACGCCACUCAUCGCCGCGAGCGAUGGCGGCUGGGGCGACCUGCGCGCCGAGGCGGCGGCCAUCGGCGGCAUGGCGUGGAAGGUGAGCCUCGCGACCUUUUGCCGGCUCUGCGUCACGACCAUCUCGACGGCCUUCCUCGGGCACCUCGGCACGAAGGAGCUCGCGGCCGGCGCGCUUGCCGGCUCGUUCAUCGGCGCACUCCGCGUGCUCAACUGGGCGUUUGCCGUCUCCAUCUGCACCCUCUGCGGCCAAGCGUACGGCGCCAAGAACUACGAGCUCGUCGGCACGUGGUUCCAGCUCGGGCUGCUCGGGCUCACGCUGCUCUCGGUGCCCGUGAUAGUGGUCUAUUUCUACGUCGGCGACAUCAUGUCGAUCGUGACCGACGACGUCGAGCUCCUCGCGCUUGCCGACACGUACGCGCGCUACUCGGCGCUCUCGGUGUGGCCCCAAGCCAUCUACGUCGCGCUGCGGCAAUACCUUCAAGCACAAGAGAUCCUGACGCCGACCACGGUCAUUGAUACGUGGAGCGUCGGCGUCGUCUUUGGCGCCAACUACGUUCUGAUCUACGGCGUCGGGUCGUUUGCCGGCCUCGGCUUCAUCGGGAGCCCGCUCGCGGCCCUUGUUGCCGCGGUCUUCCAACCGACCGCGCUCUUUCUCUAUGCGUUCGUGUACAAGGGCUACCACAAGCGCACGUGGGGCGGCUGGUCCAUGGCGGUGCUGAACCCAGCGUACGUGGCCCGGUUUGCGUCGCUCACCGGCGCCAUGUUCCUCAACCUGGCGCUGGACGAGUGGGCGUACAACGUUGUGGCGAUGGUCGCCGGCGCGCUCGGCGGCAUCAACCUCGCGGCCAACAGCAUCGUCUUCAACAUCUGGAUGCUCGGAUACGGCGUCUUUGCGGGCUUUAGCCUCCCGAUCCAAGUGCGCAUUUCGCAUGCGCUCGGUGCCAACCAGCCGGCCGACGCCAAGCGUACGCUGCUGGUGGGCUUCGUGCUCGGCGCGCUCUCGUCCACUGCAACGGUCCUAGGCGUCGUGCUCUUUGGUCGGUCGCUCGUCGGCGUCUUCACCAGCGACGAGGCUGUCGUCAAUGUCAUUCUGAGCAUCCUCCCAAUCUUUGGGCUCGCGAUGGCCUUCUCGAGCUUUCACGUUUUCUUGUCCGCGGUCAUCGAAGCCAUGUCGCUGGCCUCGACGCUGGCGGUCAUCUCGGGUGUUGGCUCCUGGUGCGUGCUCCUCCCAGCCUCGUACCUCUUUGGCCUGACGCUAAACGGCGGCCUCGCGGGUCUCUGGUGGGGCAGUGUGCUCGGGGAAGGCGCCAAGUUUGUGCUCAUUCUGCUCGCUUUGCAGCGCCUCGACUGGCGCGCAAUUGCCGCGCAGAUUGCGGCGGCGCAAGAAAGCUCGGCCAGCGAUGGCGACGACGAGACGCCACUGCACAAGGCACUGGAACUGGAUCUCCACAGCCCCGCAGCCGCCGCGACCCCAGCCUUUGUCUAAACAUGACAAACGUACAAUCGAUACUCAUACAGCAGCAGACCUCGAUUUGCAGUGGACUGUGGGCGCAGGUGGGAGCAGAGGAUAACAAGAUUCGCAAAUCGAAUACCAU
Saprolegnia parasitica CBS 223.65 is the source of this 1609-nucleotide messenger RNA. RefSeq lists its product as hypothetical. The coding region runs from base 1 to 1500 and encodes 499 amino acids. Gene Ontology annotation, molecular function: xenobiotic transmembrane transporter activity; antiporter activity. Gene Ontology annotation, cellular component: membrane. Lineage: Eukaryota; Oomycota; Saprolegniomycetes; Saprolegniales; Saprolegniaceae. The record is from RefSeq and is a predicted model, not a curated record. The transcript is spliced from 5 exons. Gene Ontology annotation, biological process: transmembrane transport.